Paramuricea clavata is the source of this 4211-nucleotide messenger RNA. The record is from the annotation of a GenBank genome assembly. Lineage: Eukaryota; Metazoa; Cnidaria; Anthozoa; Malacalcyonacea; Plexauridae.
AUUCCAAUAUGGCUGUGGAAUCAUGGUUAAGGUUGUUUACAUACACACGUGUUUCUAGAUUAAAUUUCAAAGUAGAACGGAGAUUUUUAAACAAUAAGUACUGUACUCCAACACCACAAAACUUCAGAACUUUUGUAAAUCUCACAAGGAAAUCAGAAAAAUAUGAUAAACUUUGGAAAAAAUGUGUGUUCUGUUUAGGGAUUUGUAUUGGAUGUACAGCUGGCUUCCAGGUUUUUGAUUGGUUGAAAAAUAAGGGCUUUCAAAUAAGAUGUUACAGUUCCAUAGCCCAUGCAAAGACGAAUAACUCUAAAUCAAAGCAAUUUAAUUUUGUUGCUGAUGUUGUUGAAAUAAUUGCCCCUGCUGUAGUACAUAUUGAAGGUCACAGUCGGCGGGGCGGGUUUAUGGGUCAUGUGAUGUCAUCGUCAUCUGGCUCUGGUUUUCUGGUAUCGGAAGAUGGUUUAGUACUUACCAAUGCACAUGUUGUGCAAAAUAUGAGAAAUGUUACUGUGACACUUGCAGAUGGCUCGUCAAUUGUGGGUGAUAUCAUGAGCCUUGAUCGGGCGUCAGACCUUGCUGCUGUACAAUUACGAAAUCCAAGUAAGGUGAGAUUUCAUGGAAAUAAAUAUCUAGGGUCAUCUAAAUAUUCUGCAAUGACCUUUUCAAAUUAUUUACGAUGUCUUGACAUUUGCCCUCCUGCAUAUUAAUAAUUUAAUAUUUGAUGAUAUAAAUAAUACUAUUUUUUUGGUAUUCAGAGAAAGUUUGAAACAAUAAAACUUGGUGAUUCCUCUGAAAUUCGUCCUGGAGAAUUUGUGGUGGCUAUGGGUAGCCCUUUGCGUCUGAGUAAUACCGUAACAUCUGGUAUUGUCAGUGCUGUCCAUAGAGACUUGAGUCGACAUUUAUCUGAUGUUGAAUAUAUACAGACUGAUGCUGCAAUUAAUGUAUGUCUCUAAUCAUUGCUAGUUUUAAUAACUUUGUUUUAUUAUUUGUUAAAAAAUUGUCUGAUUGUUAGUUUACGAGAGUGCCAGACAGUGCUCUUUUCUUGACAAGUAAAAUCAUCUGACAUUAGACAGAGUAAAAUAAUGCAGUAGCUAGGGUACUAGGGUAUUUCAUUGGUUAAAAACUGUUUAUAUCAUUAGGUCAUACUACUAAAUAUAUGUAGUCAUAACAACAGUACAUUGUAUAAAUAUCUGAUUUAAGGAUUUUCUCUGUUGUCUUUAAAUAGGUUGGAAAUUCUGGUGGUCCUCUUGUCAACCUGGUAAUGCCAGAAAAUACUGACAGUAGAUUGAUUAAAGUUUAUUAAAAUAUUGCUAAAACAUUUUAAUUUAUAUUUCUAUUUCAAUCUGAGGCUUAAGAAUUAGUAUUGUACAUGAUUAAUACAUAUUAUUGUAACAGUUGUAAUUUGUAGAACGUACUUGUAUUAAAUUUAUUUAGUGGCAGCUAUAGUUAUACACCUGUGGUUGCUGUCAAGUAUUUUGACAAAUUCUAAAAAAGUCCCUAAAAAAAUCCCAAGAGGUUCUGGAAAUCCCAAAAAUUUUGUACACAUGUUUGGGCUGAUAAAGUACAUCCCUCAGGUCUAACUUCUAAGGGUGGUAUGGCAGGACACCAGAGUACUUUCACAAGUUUUCAAACACACAGAGAUUUAGGCCCCGGCAGCAUCAGCCAGUCAGCUACUCAUAUUGUGUGAAACUGUCAGUAUCCAGUUGCCCCAAUACUAAUUAAUAACAUAUAGUAUAACUGCAAGAAAUUAUGUUCUAUAAUGUAAGCUUCAGCAAUAGAUUGUUUAACCCAUUAAGCACCAGCGCUCUCCCCUUGACAAGUAAAACCGUCUGGCGUUAGACAGAGUAAAAUACUAAAGUAGGGUGCAUCAGGGUGCAAUGAGACUCAAUGGGUUUACUUAAAAUAUAAUUUUAUUUAUUUACUGUGACAAAGGAAAUUCUUCUGCUUAUUUUCAGGAUGGUGAAAUGAUUGGCAUUAACUCUAUGACAGUCCAAGGAGCCGUUGGGAUUUCAUUUGCAAUUCCUGUUAACACUGUGAAAGAGUUUCUCGAAGCUGCCCUUCAAAAGAAAUCGUCAAAAACUGCCAAAGGUUAUAUUGGUAUUCAUAUGCUCACACUGACUCCUGGUAUUAUCGAUGAAUUACUCGGCAGAGUUCCUGGUUUUCCAAGCGUCAAGAAUGGUGUGUUUAUACCUGAAGUUGUCUAUGAUUCCCCUUCGCAUAGGUAAUCUAUAAUUUGUGUUAAUUAAUUUACAAUAUAUGCAAUAUCUCCUGAAGAAAAUUAAGUAAGCCGGUUUUCCACUAGGCAGAAGUUUGCAUGCGGAAUGGAAUUUUCUUUGUCUUUUCUAAUUAGUUCCACCCGAGAAAUCACAAGACAAAGACCGGCUUAAUAGGUAGAAUGAAACAAUCUUUCCCUAUCAUUUUUUAGAGCUGGUAUUUAUCCAGGAGAUAUAAUAAUAAGCAUCAACGGAACAAAAGUGACUAACUCCCAAGAAGUGUACAACUUUGUUGCAAAAGGAGAGCUAUUGACAAUAGAGAUCUUACGAGGACUCAAGCGACUUAGGGUUGUUGUACAACCAGAAACUGCUCCAUAAAUGUUUGUUUUGAGCCACUUGGUAUAAUUUCUGGUGUGAAAAUGCAACUCAAGCUAUGCAAUCUACACUAGAUAGCCCUUUUUGGUCCUAAAACUUGUGUAUAGUUUGUUAUAUCCAUCUAUAAAGUAGUUUUUUAUACUCAGGAUUUACAAAUACCUAAAGAUUAUAGAAUCAAUAGUAGAUCGAGUAAUUUGUGUAUUACAAAAUGUACAAAUCAGUGCAAAACACAUGAAAACCGAGACCAAAAACUGUCAUGAAGUGACUCUCUUGGGUUAGAAAAUAGAUCGAUUUUGGUUAAAGAUCUAACUAUACUUAAAAAAGUAAAAAGUAUGUUUGAAUAAGAGCAUUCAACCAAAUUUGUGAAUAUUGAGUAUCAUUACUAGUUUACUACCUAGUUCGUCGAAGAAUGUUUUUGUCACACUUUUAUUAUAUUGCAGUAUUUACAUGUAACAUCAUUUUACAUAGCAUAUUUAUACUGGUAAAGGACUAAGAGACACUAUUUGCCCACUCAAUAAGCUGAUAGAUAAUGGCAGUUCUCACAAGUGUUGAAACAUUGUCAACUUUAGAAGUUCUAACACUUUAACAGUGGUACGAUUGAUAUGUUACCCAAUGUGGCUUUGCCUGUCCAGGUUUCUCCUUAUGACUGGAACUAAAUAACGACUUGAACACUUUGCUUGCCUCUGGAUUAGCAGCUACAGACUUGUAUUUGGAGUAAGCGAGAGUUUUGUCACCAUUUGAAGAACUUUCUGCUUUAGUAAUUGUGGAUGAUGACUUAGUUUUAGAUUUUGGUGGUUUCAUGUUUGACUCUGAUCUUAAGGUAGAUGAUGUAGUUUGGGAAACUGACGAUGAUGUAUCAAUUUUGGAUUUCUUGGAAUCUUUGGUAGCUGUGUCCAGGGCUUCGCCGUUUGCUCUCUUGGACUUUUUAGAUUUCUUUUCUUCUUUUGCUUUUUGGCGUCGUUCAAGCAUUCCUCCCUGCAACUUGGUGACAUCAUCCUCACUACCAUUUAUAAUGAUCAGAUCUUCCUCAGCGAAUGGUGUUCCGCAAUUAUGACAAGAUGCCGAAGGAACCUCCUUCAACCCACGUUCUGAGAAAACACACCCACAUUUCCAGGAAAAACAGAAGCGAUAGCGGCCAUUCAUUUCCAAACCGGAAAUCGGGCAGAUGUAAUCAGAUGCUUGGAAGUCGUGAUAUGUGUUUGCAGCAUGGCCAUUAUUUUUGAAGUCUUUCGGUACUUUGCGGAUUUUUUUGGUCAAGACAAGUUGCUUGAUAUCCUUAAGGCUGCGAAUAUGUUUUGCAGUAUCAGUUGUGGCUUUGGAUUUAUCCAACAGAUACUCUAACACUGAUUCCUUACGAUACAGCUUGCCCAAUUCACAACAUACAAUAGGCUCACACAGUUCUUGUUGGCUAAUGGCGCAGUGAAACCAUUUGGCAUUUAACUCGAUUUCUUUGUCGACUUUUUCCGGUUUUUUCUUCUCACGAACUAACUCGCAUCUCUUUGGUAUCGUUCCACCAUCGCAACCCAUGGUUUUGCCGUGGAAAAUAGCAAAAAGUUGUAGAAAAAGAUCAAAAAGAAAAAUUUUGUAAAUCUUUUACAAAACAACAAAAAUUUGGCGAGUGGUCAG